Heterotrigona itama is the source of this 1655-nucleotide messenger RNA. Lineage: Eukaryota; Metazoa; Arthropoda; Insecta; Hymenoptera; Apidae. The record is from the annotation of a GenBank genome assembly.
AUGACGAUUGAUGUUACCGGCGAUGUGACGAGCAAACUUUUCCCUUCGAAAUUGAAGAAUUCAACGCUGUACAAAAAUUGUACAAAGGUAGUUGUAGAAAUUAAUCGAGAUCAGAUUUAAAAAAAAAUACACAGGACUAAUUUUCUGAGUUACUUUCAACCGAGUUGUUUCAAACUGUCUGCAAUACAGAAAAAUUAGAUACUAAUCUUUACAGCUAAAUAAGCCACAUUUGCACAUUUAUGCAAUUCGAAGAAACGCGAAACUGCGAGGUUAACUCUCUCUGUGAAUCGACAGUAGAAAGCUCGAUAAACUGUUUGAAACGUGAAAAAGAAAGAAUGAAAGAUUGAACGAGCCUACUUUUGCAGCUACUUCGGCGGCAGUACUAAACAGGCGAAGCUGAUACGUGCACCGUUUCGCAGUUGGAACGCGAGAAGGCGAAAAUCGGCGGAGUUCUGCUGCCGCCGUCUCCCGCGAAGAAGCAUUCGACGCCUGGCGAUUACUAUGGAUGCUUCGAGAAGGUGACACGCUUCAAACCUGCCGCGUCGGAGGGACACAGGAAAGGGAAACGGACGCCUGAACUACCGAACGUGAAGAUCAAGCCGAAUCCUCUCGGCGGUCCAGGAUACGCCGACAUUUGUCUCAGCCGUUUCCCAUCUUAUUCCCACAAUCCUUACGAUCCACCGAAAAAACACGCAGCGCCAGCAGGUCGAUUCCUCAACGCGAGCGCGCCGCUCGAUUAUUUCCCGCCGAAUCCGUACGAGGACAAGGAUCUCGCGCCAACUUACGAACGGCCGAUCGAUCGCGUGCCUAGAAUGAUAGGCCCCGCCGCGUUUUACGUGCCAUUCCCAAAGAAGCCCGGUGGAAAUCACUCGGGAUGCUUCGACAAAUUUCCAUCGUAUGCCGGCGAACCGUACGACGAACAGGCGAGAAGGGAAAUGAAAAAGAAGCCGAUCGGUGUAUUUGUCAGCGGAGGACCACCGCGACGAACCAAGUAUACCAGCAGCGUCAUCGAUCAAGUAACCAAAGUAUCUUGCAACGCGACGAAUUACGUGGAUUACAAGCCGCAAGUUUAUCCUUUAAACGAACAACAGAUGUAAUUUCUUUUUUAUCAAGAAAGUAAUUUCUUUUGUCGUUUCAAUCGACGUUUCUACCUACGAUUUUGUUGGAAGAUAUUUUUCAUAUAAUUUUGAAACAUCGUGUAACGUUUUGCGUAUAAUAUUGUGUAUAUAAUAUUUUGUAUGUAUAUAUAUAUUUUUUUUUAUUUCUUAUAAUUCUGAAAGUCGAAAGUGCCUUUUCGCUUUUUAUUCAUUUCUCACGCAGGAGUUCGAAUGAUCUCUAUAUAGUUCCAAAAUCUAUAUAUAUAGCUUCUGAUAUAAUUUCCAAAGUUUCCUCUCGCAAUAUUUCCAACCAUUAAACCAUCUUACCCGAAUGAUGUAACAUGUAAUCCUAACUUGACAUUUCUAAUCCAAAUUAUCUAUCCAAUUGAGAAAUGUAGUAAAUAAAAAGCAAUGAAUUGAAUUUCGAAAUUGUUUUUCAAACAAAGAGGUAGAACUUGUGGGAAACAAAACCUGACGGAUACUUCAUUCUUUCACAAAUCCAGAAAAACACUCAAAUUUUAGAAAGUUUAUUAAAUAUACAGAUUAACAUCACGCUAG